Molecule: messenger RNA, 6894 nt
Organism: Lates calcarifer (barramundi perch)
Lineage: Eukaryota; Metazoa; Chordata; Actinopteri; Centropomidae
Gene: spata2
Product: spermatogenesis associated 2
Exons: 3
Coding region: 1176-2882 (568 amino acids)
Biological process (GO): protein linear deubiquitination; protein K63-linked deubiquitination; regulation of necroptotic process
Cellular component (GO): cytoplasm
Source: RefSeq, a predicted model, not a curated record
CGGGUGAUGGUGUUUUUCUGACAAAACUGUGUGAUCUCUCAGCUGGAGCAGAAUUAGACUUGGUGGCACAAUAGUCACGCCACGAUAACUGUUGUAUGGUUAACUGAGUCUAAAUUCGCCAAUGAUUUCUAUCUAGCGAUGGACCGCCCUGCUAGCUAAAGAAAUUGUUAGCUAGCCAGCUGCGCAGAAAUGGGCGUUCACUGCUUAGCUUAUACUCAGCUGGGGGCCCAUGCCAGUCACAGUAUCGGGUUUUGUCGGGUUUGAGAGUCAUGAAAAAUUAACGUAGGACUGUUCUCUGGCCGUCUCCUUUAAUAUCAAAGUUGGUCGUGGCGAACUGGUUCUGUUGCAUUUGAUGCGCAAUCGUAAGGCAUGCUGAUGUUGUUAGCUAAGGCGUGCUAGCUUGCUAAACGGAUGCUUGCUAAGGUUGAUGUGUGAGGUAACUGGAAUAGCCGGCCAGCACGCUUGGGAACGGGAAGCCCAACAUUUCCUCUACCGUGGCUCGUGCUUCAUGGCAGAUUUUAGGCUUACGCGCACCUAUGCGUCUUAUUUUGCGUUCUUGAUUUAAGCUAACUAUUGCUAAGUGCAGGCUACCAUGGGUCACACGCCUGUAACGUAGUACCGAUCACUCACACAUUCACUGGCGCAAACAGGAGCGCAAGACAAAAGGGAUAUGUCUGUCAACACUCGGUGACGGCUCAGAAGAAUCACACGAUCAUCAGUGUGUCUUCAUGAUGAGUGACCUUGAACUCUACACAUGCUGAAACCAAGGAAUGGAAUAGAUACAACUCUGCAUUUACAGAGCGUGAAGCAAAAGCUUCUCCUGACCUCAUCUUGCAUGACAUAGGCCUGUUUGUCUGGAAACAAGUCGGGCUUUGAGCCAGUACCAGAGAUGCCCGUAAGAAGGCAUCCCUACAGGCUGCAGCCUAGCUACGCCAACUGAAAGCAUCAGACAACUGUGCCUCUUGUUUAGAGGAUGUGCUGCUGAUUGGACGCAACAUCUCAUUCCUCUUCCACCUCUCCAAAACGUUAUUAACGUUGAGUGUGUGCCAGCGUGUACAGUGAAUAAUGGUGGCCAAAAAUGGUGCUUGAAUGUAGCAUCCUGGUGCAGGGUGUGCUAAAAGGGGUGAGGCUCUCUCAGAAAAGUAUAACAGCUGACUGAUAGUCUGCUGCUGAUAAUGGAUGCCAAGUUAAAAGAGGACCUGUUUCGGAGGUAUGUGACGGCACUAGAGAGGCGUCUGGAGGAGGGAGGGGAAUGCACAGGGACUGGAACUGCACCUGAAGGGGACAAAAGCAGACACAAGGACAGUGAGGCCCUACUCUCCACAGCCACAGCUCUGCUUGGGGCCUACCAGCCAGAUCCAGCACAACGUUUCCGCAUGGUGCGUUUCUAUGAGGUGGUGGAGAACUCCCUCCGCUGCCAGAGAGGGGGAAACCUCAAGAGCUUGGAGAGAGCCUUCCACACCCUGGAAACCAUCUGCACCAACCUCUUGCUCUUCCCUUGGAAGAAGGAGUUCAGAUGUAUAAAGACCUUCACUGGCCCGUAUGUGUACCAUCUGCAGUCUGCCAUUCCUGAUGCUGAACUCCGAUCUCUAAUGCGCACCAUUGGCUACGCCUGUGACCAUGAUUCGCAGUUCCAUUUGCAGGAACACCCAGGAGGCGCAAAUCAUUUCCGCCAGUUGGCGUUCGAGCUCUUCUUGGCCCAGGCAGAGUGUCGUCUUCUGGGAGAGGUAGUGGCUCUGGCCCGUGGUUCAGCGUCAGAGCUGGAGGCCCUGGAACUCCGUAGAGGGUGCAGAGAUGAUGCAGCUGGCUGUGCUGAGGCACUCCGCAGGCGCGACAGCCUCGGGGCAGAUAUGGCUAGGCUGUCUGUGCGGCCACUGGAUAUAGAGAGGCCUCAUGCACACCACCUGCGGAGAGGAAGCCGACCGUCUAAGUCUGUGGAUGUUACAGAUGGGGCUGGCCAUUGGCACGCAGCUGUUAGCAAGCCUGUCUUGAAGGCCUCAUUGAGCCUGAGGAAGGAGCCUCUGUUUGUGGAUGCAGAGGAGGAUAUGAAGGAUGAGAUCAUCAGGCCCAGCACCUCAGCGUCUCUCUUCUCUGUGGUUGCUCCACCUUCCUAUAGCCCUGUUGCAGAUUUCUUCCCAAUUCAGUCACCUCCCCCGGCUGAUGCUUACACGUCCUACCACCUGUCCUCUUUGGAUGAGAUUGACUUGUACACUGAGAGGGGUGGCGCUGGGACGGGAGGAAGGCAGACCCCCUCUCGACCUCCAUCCAGAGAGCCUCGUGAGGCAAGGGAUGGGUGGCUGCUCAAAGCUCACGGUAGUGUGAAGUGUCAGGGCUGUGGGCUGGGCUGCUCAACUAUGGCUUCCUGCCAGAGGUGUGACAUGAUCCUCUGUGCUGCCUGUCAUGAUGUGGACCCCUCCCCUUGUUGUGGCCUCCAGGACUACCACCCCAAAUCGCCACGACCCCUUGAUGGAUACAUCCCCGUCAAGGAGAAGUUGUCUGUCUACUCCAAUACUCACUCCCACUCCCAUCUCCACCCCCAUCCCCUCACACUGACUCACUCACACUCUCACCCCCAUCCUCACCCCCAGAUGAUGGAAAAACCCCUCAUGUCCACUAAGCUGUUUCCAAGCAAGUCUGUUGCCUUGACGACGCCAAAGGGAGGCAGCAGUGAGCGAAUGAGCAUGGGGGGAUCGCGGUGCGGGUUUUGCAACAAGCCAGGUGCAUCACAUACCUGUGUGAACUGCUCAAAGGUGUCAUGUGACUCAUGCAUGGGCUUGUAUGCAAAGGAUAUGUGCACGCGAAAGAAUCCCCAGCACAGCUUUGUACCCAACCAUCAGCUCAAUUUCAAAUCUGGCACCAUAUCUCACCUGGUGUACCGAUGAAUCAGGCAGACAAAAUAUUUUGUUUCUCCCCCUCCGGCCCCUUAACCCACAGCGUAGUCUUGCACUAUUGCUUUAGCUCUGUUCCCACUCAAAAGGGAAGAUAGUGAAUGAGUUGUUUAUCUGAUGGUCUUUUUGCUCUCUCUAACACUCUCUUGAACUUUGUACAUUUUCUCUGUCAGUAGGACCCUGGAAUGCACAUGCCACAGAGAGCCAUAUCGUGUGCCCAUCUCUCUGCCUUGUACAAGUUCAGGCCUUUUAUCUAUUUCUUCCUCCUUUUACCUUGCUACCUGCUCUUGAGUAGUCAUGUGAUGUUGUAGCGCUUCCCAAAUUCCUCAAAUUUUGUCCUCCUCAAAAAGGGAAACUAGAGAAAAGAGAGUUUAAUUCCUUCUCAUCUUGAAUGAAUUCCGUCCAAAUGAACAUAUAUACUUUGCCUAACUUCUCAGCUAAAAAUUCCUCUAAUAUAUAAAUAUAUAUAUAUAUAUAUAUAUAUACAGUAUAUAUAUAUGUGAGUGUGUGUGUGUGAGAGUGUGUGUGUGUGUGUGUGUGUGUGUGUGUGUGUGUGUGUGUGUGUGUGUAGAAAAGACCUCUGAGCUUGCAUUGUGACAAAGGGGAUCUUUUUAAACUUGAAAAUAGUAGGGAAAACAGAGAAAACAUACACUGGAAGUCAAUAAGUCAAUAGUAUAUAUUUUUAAUCUCUAUUCUCUAGAACAAUGUGAGACUGUUAAAUGGGCAUGAGGUCUGGCAUUGGGAUAUUUGGGGUAUAAACUUAUGUCUGUGGGUGUGGGGUGGGAGAUAUCGCAAAGGGACAUAUUGAGACAAUGGUCAGAUGCCAUAUAUUCUAUUUAAAAGAUUAUGCCUUGUAAAUUAACCCUCAAUUGUUUCUGGUUAUAUGACUAAGGUGGAAAUGCUGCUGUUGACUUGAGACGUUGAAGAUUUGUGGUGUUGACUUCUUUCUGGUAAAUAGCCUGUUGAGUUGUGUCAGUUCCAAGCCCCCUACCCUCCUUUCAUUACACUCCUCCAGCCUCCAUGGUCCAUGAUGUUGUAGUGCCCCCUUACCAGAACAGUGGUUCCCUGUCAGUCUCAGGUGGGGUCACAGGAAGUCUCACGCUGGGCCACAAAUCAAGUGAUUGCGGUUCUUUGAUAGUGUGUGAGCCUAUUGAUUGGUUUUAGACAGUAUGAAAGUGUAUACUCUUGACACGGUUUCUGUCUACCUCAAAUGGCUUCAGCUUAUACACCCAGUUUGACACUGUGGUUUCAAACUAGCCCUAAAAGCCUAUGAAACACUGUAUUUAUUCCAUCAUUUUUCUCUAAUUUGCCAGUCAUGUUUUGGCUGAAUGGAAAACAUCUCCUCUUAAAAUCAACUGAUUCAGUCACUUUUAAAGGUUAGCAGAGGUUUUUUUUAUUUUGUGAGAUAAUCCUGGGAUUUGUCUUCUGAACAACAUAACACAGGAUUUUCUGUUUUGUAGCUGGUUACAGUUUUUCUAUAUACAGAGGGUGGACAUAAAAACAUGAACACUUGUAAAUUAUAACUAAGCGAUAGCCCUAUAACAAAUACUAUAUUCAAUAUGACCUUCAGAAAGAUGCUGGAGUUUCAUUGUAAUUUCUGUGCCUGUGUUUUGUGUUGGUGGCGUACUUAAUUGCAAAGUACUGUAAAUCAUUUACUUAUUCUACAGACAAAAUGACAGCAACAGCUUACAAUAUCUUGCAAUUAAGUACAAUAGACUUUAGGCUCAAAAAUGACAAGUAAGUGAUGUUGAAUUGAUGCCUCUUUUCCACUGUAUUUAAAAACUAUUAUUAUUUCAUCUUCACAAAGAUAGGAUUUGUCAAACGGCUAUUGUACUAUAUUUUACAGGGACUCAUGUUGUUGCGUCCACUUACUUGUAAAACAAAUUGAUUCCAAGUGUGCAAUAAGUUUUGUGCUGAAUUUCCAAGGUUGUUAGGUUUACAAUGUGCUGAGUUAUUUUUCUGAUUUUAAGAACCAGAAAAUCCCUCUCUUAGACCCCUGAUUUGGGACUUAUUUGGUUAGCAUGAGUUUCCUCAAGCAAGUCACUGCCAUUUGCUGUGGAAAGUUCAUUCAAAUAAUUUAUUAGUGUACUUAAGGGUUGGGGUCAUCACAGAUAAACAAACUCUGCUAGCAUUUAAAACUGAGUGUCAUAAAUUUAGAGGGUACUUUUUGUAAUUAGGCUUUGAUUCUUUAUGUAAAAGGAGAACUGAUACAGCAUGAUGCAGUUGAUAGCUAGCAAGGGCUACUUUCAAAUCACAUUUUGUUUAAAAAAAAAAAAAAAAAAAAGUCUGGGUUAUUUUGACAGACUCUUUAGGCUACCGUAGCCUUUAUGUUCUGUCAGGAGUAACCUUUAAAUGCCUUAAGCUCAUUCAACUGUCCUGUAUUUUAAGUUUUUGGUGUUGUCAUUUACGUUGCUCUGUGUUUUACCAGCCUGUAGAUUAAACAUUAACAUGGUUUUGUCAGGCUAUAUGAAUUAAAUACGUAGCCUGUUCUAUGAGAGCUAAGGAGAAAGAGAAAGAGUAACUGAAAAAUACACACUUGUAUGGAUUAAUUACUGCACAGUAGGGUUUCUAAGACAGAGCAUAAUGAACAAGGUAUAUUAUCAGAAUUAUGCAGCAAAUCACACAUUGUAGACCAAUAUAUAUACUACAGGGGCUUACAGGGGUUAAUGUCUGUAAUUAUAACCAUAUUUUGCUUGGAAGUCAAAUUUAAUAUAUUUUCCUUUACUUACAGAUAUUACCAAACACGCAUUUGGUUGCAGGGAAUGAGGUCUGAUCUCAUACUUACGUUGAUUCCUUCCCUUUAAAACUAAGUUUUGUGUUUUUUGUCUUUAUCAUUUUAUACCACGUGAAGAAGGGAAGUUUUGAUACCAUUUGGAUGUAGCUUAAGGGUUCUUUGAAGGAUGUUCUUGAUUCAACAUUAGCUAACUUGGGUAUCACAAAAGUCUCGAGUGACCUUAGGGGAGGUGUGCAAUUGUUUUUGUUUUCAUCUAAUGAAGCCUUUCUAGAUAGUUUGAAUAUUUAUCAUAGAUAUAUUUUCAGUUGCUCGAAUCUGUUCAUUGCAAAUCAUACCAGCAACAAAGACGACUUUCAGAAGUAUUGAGCCAUCUUGCAAGAGCGAUCAUAUUGCCAAAUGAAGAACAAAUAUCUUAUUGAAGUAGAAAACAGAAUCCUGUGGCUCGCCUGGAUGUACAGUUAAUGUAACAUAAAUCUGUGGUUUUGCUAAAGCUUAGCCUUGUGUCUGUAGAUGUUGGCCUUUUUAAGAAGACUAGAAAGAAAAAAAUCAACAUAGAUACCUACCCGCACACCAUGGGAUGUGGAUUUGACUCGGAUCAGUGGACUGAUAAAUUGUAUAGGUCACUACAAAGGGCUAAACAGUCUUCAGGGCUGCUGCUAAGUUUGUGGGCACUGUUUUAAUCUUUUAGUGAACAACUGACUUGUCAUAGGUAAAUAUCUAAUGUGGAGCUUACUUUACAUUCAUCCGUGGAGAUGAAUAACCGAUGUUGGAAAAACAAAAGAGCUAUUUUUAUUUUGUGUCAUGGAAUACAUUGAGCCAUUUGAACAUGAUUGGUUUAACCCACACCAGACACACUCAAGUCAUUGUGGAAGUCAAUACUCCCUUUACCUCUUUGUGUGGUUAUCUUACUGAUAUUAACAGUGGUGGUGUAGUUAGGCAGCCCCUUUACCAUUCCCUGUUUCCCAAACCCUCUCUUGGCAUGCUCUGUACAAGGCCCAAACCCAUACCUCUUCUCCCUCAAUCCUACAUGUACCCUCACCCAUUUUCUCCCCUCUCUCCUUCCCCCCCUUCCACCUUGGCACUGAGGAUCAUUGCACAAUGUCUAUGUGAAGGGGUAUGGACCUUACGAUCAAUAUGUGGGCAUACAUGGGGAUGGAAAGGGAAAAUAGCCAAAAUUGUUAAUUGGUGAAAAAAAUCUAUAAAUAUAUAUAUAUUGAAACGUAAAUGAGAUUUUAUAAAAUAAUUUAAAGAAUAAAAUUCUGAAAAAAAAAA